Messenger RNA from Oldenlandia corymbosa var. corymbosa, 2446 nucleotides. The record is from the annotation of a GenBank genome assembly. NCBI's taxonomy places the organism in Eukaryota, Viridiplantae, Streptophyta, Magnoliopsida, Gentianales, Rubiaceae.
CUGCUUAUAGGAAUGCAUGUCGACAUGAAAGUCUGAAACUUUAUACUGUUUCUGUUUCUAUUUUUGGAUUAUUUUUUGGUUCAAUGGAAAGAGCCCCUCAAAUUCAGAGCAAAGAUUCGUGGCAGGAAUCUCUCUGUUCUGUUCAUCGUUUCUUCGAGACUGGGUUCUUACCAUAAUUACGACAUAAGAAUUCUGACCCGUAAUUUCAGGCCUUCACUGAUUUCUUUCCUUUUCCUUUUUCUGUAUGAUUUCCACUCUGGUUUUGCGGGUUUUUUUUUUUUCUUUUUGCUAUAUAUAGAGACAUGCAUGAAUGUGUUUAUUAUUCUCUUUUAUUUUUUGGAGAGUUAAUUUAAGGUGAUUAAAUUAUAUUGAUUGUUUGAAGGAAUGUCAUUAAUGAUUUUCCUGAAUAAUGAUUUAUAGGUUGAAUUGAGAGUUGACAUUUGAUCAAGUUUUUCCAAGCGAGAGAGAGAGACAGAGACUGAGGAGAAGGAGAUAUGAAGAAUUCUGUGUCAGAACAGAGUUUCUACAUAGAAAGCGAUGAGGAAGACGAGGAGAAGGCCGGAGAGAAAGCCGGCGAAAACGACGACGAAAACGAUGUCGGAAAUGAUUCUGAUUCUUCCGGUUAUUCAAAUGACAACGAUAACAAACGUCAGCAGAGCCAAUCAGUAACCCCUUCUUGGCCUCAAAGUUACAGGCAGUCAAUCGAUUUAUACAGUAGUGUACCAUCCCCAAGUGUUAACUUCCUGGGGACGUCUUCUCUAUCACGUUUUGGAAGCUCAUUUCUUUCUUCCACACUGAUACGGAGGCACACUCCUGAAGUACUACCUACUCUACAAAAACCUCUUAUUGAGGAGCAGCCACCACAAGAAAGGCGCAGUUCGCACUCGCUGUUGCCUCCUGCUGGAAGGAAGUCUUCUAUAAGGAAGGGGUCAUAUUAUGACCGGAAAACAUCCAAGGUCUCACACGAGGUUUCUCUUCCUCGGUCAAGCUCAUAUGGACAAGCUGUGGUAAAUGGUAUUAAUGUUCUUUGUGGUGUUGGGAUUCUUUCGACUCCAUAUGCUGUCAAACAAGGUGGAUGGCUUGGGAUCUCUAUUCUGUUGAUAUUUGCUGUCCUCUCUUAUUACACUGGUAUUCUUCUACGUUACUGCUUGGACAGUCAGCCAGGGCUCGAGACUUACCCAGACAUUGGCCAGGCAGCUUUCGGAACAGGAGGGCGUAUUGCUAUAUCUAUAAUUUUAUACGUGGAGUUAUAUGCUUGUUGCGUUGAAUAUAUAAUUCUUGAGGGUGAUAAUUUAUCAUCUUUGUUUCCUAAUGCCCACUUGAGUCUGGGAGGACUAGAGUUAAAUUCUCAUCAGCUUUUUGCAUUGCUCACGACCAUAACUGUUCUUCCAACUGUGUGGCUGAGAGAUCUUAGCGUGCUUAGUUACAUUUCAGCUGGAGGAGUGAUCGCUUCAAUAUUAGUAGUUUUAUGCUUAUUCUGGGUGGGCUUGGUGGAUCAAGUGGGUUUUCAACCCAAUGGCACCACUUUAAAUCUCACAACUCUUCCAGUCGCUAUCGGCCUAUGGGGUUAUUGCUACUCAGGCCAUGCUGUUUUUCCCAAUAUCUAUACAUCAAUGGCCAAACCAGGGCAGUACAAUGCUGUUCUUUUAGCCAGUUUUGGAAUAUGCACCGUGAUGUAUGCGGGAGUUGCUGUAUUCGGAUACUUGCUGUUCGGAGAUUCAACACAAUCACAGUUCACUCUUAACCUGCCACAAGAUUUAGUUGCCUCCAAAAUUGCAGUUUGGACGACGGUUGUGAAUCCAUUUACAAAAUAUGCUUUGACCAUGACCCCAGUGGCCAUGUGUCUGGAGGAAUUGAUACCUUCAAACCACGUCAAGUCGUACAUAUAUUCAGUCCUCAUACGGACGGGGUUGGUUGUCUCUACCUUGCUUGUAGGUCUCUCUGUUCCCUUCUUCGGUUUGGUGAUGGCGCUCAUUGGAUCUUUACUUACAAUGCUAGUGACGUUGAUACUUCCUUGUGCUUGCUAUCUUCGCAUCUUGAAGGGGAAAAUAAACCUAGUCCAGAAAUCGAUAUGUAUACUAAUCAUAGCAGUUGGAGCUGUGUCGUCGGCUUUUGGAUCAUAUUCUGCCAUCUCCAAAAUUGUUGAGAACUUGAGCAGUUAAUUAAAACAUCUCAAAAUUUUGUUUGUGAUAUUGCUAUAGUAGGGAUAGGACUUCUUUUUUUUUUUUUUUUAUAUAUUCUCAAGGGAAGACUAUCUCCUUCCAUCUCAAGAAAUGAGAUUUUUCGAAGGGUAGUUUACCAAAUUCUGUGUCACUUGACCAUAAACGGUUUCUAUAUGGUUUUUACAGUGGAAUUAAAACUCAGAUGGUGUUGAGUGAGUAGCAUACAAACUUUGAGCUCCUUUAUGCAACAUUUUGUUUUACAUAUAUACAUGCUAUUUCCGCUU